GUUGUUUGAAAAUGGCGACCACCGUCAGAUAGUCAGUGCCCUUGGUGUAUAUUGAGAAGAGUUCACCAUUUCUUCGUUAUGUAUGCUGUCAUUGUCAAAUAGAACAUACACAUAGACGAUGUCGUCCAGAUCCUCCACUCCCACUUCUAAGUACCCUAAGAUACCACCUAUCAUAACCAAUGAAGUUGACAGACGAUUCCUUCAGGAUCUCAGCGAGUACAUCGACUAUGAGAUGGCAAGGAUUAAUACAGAGGAAGAUGAGCAGCGCUACAUCAUCUUCAAAACUGUCUUUAACAGAAUAAUAGAACAUGUGAAGGCCUACAAACCUCUGCUGACAGCAGUGAAGAAGGAGUAUGAAGACACCAUUGAGGUGAUAAAAUCUGGACAGAGGGAGUCUGUCUUUCUCCAUGGCAAACUCAAGGCCAUGGCAUCUGAACCCUCAACUAUCAGGAAUUAUAAAAAGAGGGGUGAUGAACUAGAGGAAAGGAUUGGAGUCAUUGAGAAAGACAAUGACAGACUUCAGAAGCAGCUGCUGAAUUUAAAAGCCAAACGUAAGGAACAGGAAGAGUUUGAAAGGCAGGUAACAGAGCCACCAAAACGAGAAUUCAAGAAGGAUCACCGUCUCAUACCUGGAUUAACACUGGAAGAAUCCACAAAUGUUUCAUUGCUGUAUCGAGACUUAGAAAAGCUUGACCGACAGUUAAAGGAACUAGACAUCAGUUUAAGGACGAGAUAUGUCGAGAAAUCCUAUAAAGUGGAACUCAAAGAGAAGCUUGAUGAAAAAGUCCUAUAUAGGGAUCAACUCGCCCUCCAAGGUCAACUGUACCGAGCCAAGCAGCAUCGUCUAAAAAUAGCUGUAGAGGCUGCCCAAGCCUACAACCGAGUGAAACCCCCACAUCAGACAGUGGGUGAUGCUGUCUUCUUCGCACUCUCACAUGCAGCAGGACUGCAGAUUCAGGAAAAAGGUAACCGUCUGAAUUACAGAUAUAACGCUGGUGUUGAUUUAACAGAACUUGCUCCAGACCAAAACCAGGGAGAGGCUAGGGAGGGAUCAGCAGCCGCAGCAUCUAAGUCAUCCUUCGACGAUGAUGAUCCAAAUAGGGAGAAGGAGGCAGAGAUGAUGUUGGAGUAUAUUGAGAAAUUUAAUGAGCUUUUUGAGGACGGAAAGUAUGAGGAGGCCGCCAUACACGCUGCCAACAGUCCCAAGGGCAUCCUAAGGACAUCUGCCACGCUCGCCAAGUUUAGAGAUGUCAAGGUCCGGGUUAAUGGUCGGACGCCCCUUCUGGCCUUCAGUGAGGCUGUGAUGUCAUCAGUCGGGGCUAUCGGUAUGAAGCCUAACGACACUCUGUCUCUGGAUUGUGUUGAGUGUGCCCUGGGUGAGAACAGACUGGACCUCUUAUCUCACUGGAUCUCACAAGAAAGACUUACUCUGUCGGAGGAUCUAGGUGACAGAAUUAGUUCCCACUGUAAGUGUAACGUGCCAUGUAGAUGUGGUAGCCAGGCUCUCGCCCAGAAUGUGUUCAGUAAGUUACAGCUUCACCGACAGACAGUGGUGUGUCUUCUGAAACAAGGACGUAUCCAUGCUGGAAUGGACCAUGCUCGGCACAAGAUGCCGUUCACACGAGACCAGUUUAUGUCCGUACUUCGGAUCUGUCCGUCUGUCCAGUUGAUGCACGCCCUUGUAGAGGAGGACGGUGAAGGCAGCCGUGCCCUGCCCAUUGGACUGGUCUUACUGGUAGUUCUAGAGAAGAACCAAUACAAUCUGGUGUUACCUUUCAUUCAGGACCUACAAAAACGACCAUCAAUUGAUGAUCCAAAGAUAAACCAGUUCCAGGCAGCUGUCCUGGAUGACUCCUUCACAACUUCUGUCCAGUGGGACAGCCUGGUAGAGUUGUUCCAGGACCAAGGCUAUGAGGAUACAGCGAUGUGUCUCCUUGCCUCUAUAACUGUUCUCAAUGCCAUGAGGAGUGCUAUUUAUACUCGUCUUGGUGACAGCACCCCACAGUCGCCCCAGACAGACUCACAUCAGUCUGACCCUAUACAGGGGGUACAACCUCCCCAGGGACACCCCAUCUGUGGUGAUCUCUCAUCCACAAGCGGCCCCACCUGACCAAACAUCCCCACCGCAGGAGAUGCAGCCUCCAGCACCCCAGGGUCAGGAGGAAUCACAUCAACAGGCUCGGCUACAGAGGACUCUGUAAAGAGCGAUCCAACGCAGCCAUAAGACUUCAAACAUGCCUGUGUGUUGCUGAAAGACAAUCCAGGCACUGUGUUUUGUAUGACAUGUUGCUCAACAAUUUGCAUGGUUACAGAGAAUAGUUAACGUAUUUUCUGAAAGUGAUGACCUGCAACAUCUACUAAUUAUAACAUUCAUUAAGGAAUACCGCACAGUCAAAAUGGAUGAGAGUAUGCCAAAUGGAGUGCUACCUAAAAUGUUUUGACAUAUGGUAAGCAUACCGAGCACAACAUCUCAUAUCCUGUCAUUUUUUGUAUGUAGGGGACAUGUUGAUUAUUACACAAUGUGACUAAGGAUCCAAGAACAAGAACAAUCUGGUGUCUGUAUAGUUGUUGGGGUAUAUCAAAGAGAAGAUAUAUCUCUGUAACUAUUAUUAAUGUGUCUAUGUAUCUAUCGAACUGUGAUAAUAAAUUAUUUAAGAUGAA
Pecten maximus is the source of this 2661-nucleotide messenger RNA. RefSeq names its product clathrin heavy chain linker domain-containing protein 1-like. The coding region runs from base 119 to 2110 and encodes 663 amino acids. The record is from RefSeq and is a predicted model, not a curated record. Lineage: Eukaryota; Metazoa; Mollusca; Bivalvia; Pectinida; Pectinidae. The transcript is spliced from 10 exons.